Callorhinus ursinus (northern fur seal) is the source of this 4191-nucleotide messenger RNA. Lineage: Eukaryota; Metazoa; Chordata; Mammalia; Carnivora; Otariidae. The record is from RefSeq and is a predicted model, not a curated record.
CUGACCAUGGCCUCAGGCGGGUGGCCCUGGCGGCGCUGCUGCUCCUGGAGGCCGGCGGCCCGGAGCCCCGGGCCCGGCUCCCCCGGCCGCGCGGGGCCGCCCCGGACGCCCUCGGCUGCAGACGCGGGCGCUCAGAUGUCCUAUUUUAAUCUUGUGAAGAGUUUAACAUCUGCUUUUCCACAUAGGUAUAGUAUGUCACGGUUCCAUCACACGACGCUGGCGGUGUGCUGUUGUAGCAAAACACAGAGUGGGGAGAAAUACACUGACCCCUUCAAACUCGGUUGGAGACACUUGAACGGUCUGUAUGAGGACAUUAGAAAGGAACUACUCAUAUCUACAACCGAACUUAAGGAAAUGUCUGAAUACUACUUUGAUGGAAAAGGAAAAGCCUUUCGACCAGUUAUCGUGGUGCUAAUGGCCCGGGCGUGUAAUAUUCAUCAUAAUAAUUCCCGAGACGUGCAAGCAAGCCAGCGCUCCAUAGCCUUGAUUGCAGAAAUGAUCCACACUGCUAGUCUGGUGCACGAUGACGUCAUUGACGACGCGAGUUCUCGGCGAGGAAAACACACGGUUAAUAAGAUCUGGGGUGAACAGAAGGCUGUUCUUGCUGGUGAUUUAAUUCUUUCUGCAGCAUCUAUAGCUCUGGCACGAAUUGGAAAUACAACUGUGAUAUCUAUUUUAACCCAAGUUAUUGAAGAUUUGGUGCGCGGUGAAUUUCUUCAGCUAGGGUCAAAAGAAAAUGAGAACGAAAGAUUUGCACACUACCUUGAGAAGACCUUCAAGAAGACUGCCAGUCUGAUAGCCAACAGUUGUAAAGCAGUCUCUGUCCUAGGAUGCCCGGACCCAGUGGUGCAUGAGAUUGCCUAUCAAUACGGAAAAAACGUGGGCAUCGCCUUUCAGCUGAUAGAUGAUGUGUUAGACUUCACCUCAUGUUCUGACCAGAUGGGCAAACCAACAUCGGCGGACCUGAAGCUUGGAUUAGCCACGGGCCCCGUCUUAUUUGCUUGCCAACAGGUAUUAUGCCCACUCUACAAAUAAGAAAGUGAUGCGCAAACUUGGCCAAAAUUAGACAUCUGGUAAAUGGCACAGCAGACAAUUAAACACCAACUCCUCUAAGACCAGUAUUCCUUUCACUCCUCAAUGUCUUAUGGCCAGCGCGGACGUUGAUGAGAGCUUGUCUGAUCCCCGAUCCCCGGUGGGGCUUCCCACAGAGCAGGUAACUCGAGUGCUCUGGGGCUGGCGACGCUCCAGAAGAGCCUCUGUGUCAGCCCUCCGGAUCUGUCAUUAACCUGCCCAUUUAGCAGAGUCCUUGUAAGAUGUUCGUAAUCUUUUUCCAUAGGUGGGUGAGUUUUGUCUACCAAUUACUUAGUCUUUGAGUUUUUCCAUCUGCGAACUCUUGAGUCUCGACCACAACAAGCAACUUCGGGAAACCAUUUUUCCUUUUUAACACAGUUGUUGUCUUGACGGGAAUUUGUUGGACCCAGCAACUUAAUAGAAACUCCCUGUUUUUGGAAUUCACUAUUUUUGACAUCUCUCCAAAGAGAUGUCUGGAUAACAGUUAGUACAGGGGAUUUUAAGAAAAAUUCUGGGAUUUCUGGAGGGCUCCCAGUGAUGACGGUGUCCUUCCAUCUGUAUGUGUACACAUAUUUUCUGUAAGAACAAAAACGUCAUGUCAGAUCUUUUAAAAGAGCAUGUAAGUUGGAUCUUGAGCUCUUCAGAAACAAAAUAGAAGUGUUUUUUGGGUUUUUUUUUUUUCAUAAGAUUACAUUAGUUCUCAAUCCUUUAAAAGAUCAUUUCCUUUCUUCUGCUUCUCUUAUUUGAUAAGUCACCAGACCUAAAUGUCAUCCUUAGCGGCACUUCCAGCCACCCUCAGCAGCCCCAGCCCCCGCACCAGCUGUAUGGGCUUCUGUUAGUGUGACUAGCUGGUCCCCUAGCUACCCAGGUUUUGUUUGCGUAAGCUCACUACAUUUACUCAUCACCUUUGUUGUUUAGUUUAUGGAUACAUUUCACAGUUAGAAUAUGGUUUGUCCUACGCUUUUUUUUCCCCCUAAAGAUUUAUUUCAGAGAAAGAGAGAAAGCAGUGGGGGAGGGGCAGACUCCCCGCUGAGCGUGGAGCCGAACACGGAGCUCGAUCCCACCACCCCAAGAUCAUGACCUGAGCCGAAACCAAGAGUCAGACACUCCACCGACUGAGCCACCCAGAUGCCCCUGAUUCGUCCUACUCUUGAAAGGCCUCCCUGUAGGCCCUCCAACUAAAACAGCCUGGACAAACAAAAGUUUCCUUAUUUCUCACGAAGCCUGCAAGCAGGCAACUGUUGUUCCUGUCACGCUUCUCAUUUCUCCUCCACGUACACAGUUAAGGGGCCGGGGAUGCCUAGGGGAACAGUUCAGUAUUUGCAUAUUAAAACUGCACACACCACAUGUUUAAAGGAAGGAUGUAGCCACACUCGUUGCAAAUAUUUUCUUCAAACUUUGCUGUCUCGAUGCUUUUUAUAGUAAAAGGAGUCAGCACACACAGCACAUUUUACCACCCUUGUUGGUACUGCAGAAAAAGCUCACGUACCAUAAACGAGGUAAUUUUACUAGAUGUCCGGGACAGUGUCCUGUCAGCUCUGAGGAUAUGGCCUUCCAGAAGUGCAAUUUUGGAAUGCGGUUUUAAGACAAAUGCUUACUUGAUUUGGCUUUUCUACCCCUAAAAUUGAUUGAUGUGAGCUUCCUGAUGUUUCCUGUGAAACUUAAAUUGUUCUAUUCUUAAAGGCCAGUAACUAAAACAAAUUACCGGUUUUCUUUUAAGAACUAACCAUUUGCUGGCCUUUACGUUUUAUAAGCAUGUGAGCAGCCUCUACGUGUUUAGAACUUUGUUCCAACGCAUACUUUGCUCUGAAAGGAACAUUCUUAAUUCUUCACCUGUCAUCAUCCGGCUGAGGUUUUUCUAUGUGUGCCCUAUUUUUUCUUCUAGGAUUACUAAUACCGUGGUGGUGGUUACAGGACAACAACUUCAGGCUCACUGCCAGAGAAAAGCUGGCAACUGCCGUAAGCACUGAUGUGUCCAGGACCAAAGCUAUCUUAACUCUUACGUCAGGGAACCAGAAGCUGCUAGAGCUCACAGGUCUCAGCUCAUUUGGUUAAGCUCCCUCACGACACUGAAGGGGAGGCUAGGACGCACAGGUCAUGGAGCUCACUCGACUACGGAGGCACCAGGACUAGAGCUCCGGUCUAGAAAAUGAAGUGAUCUGGUGUCCUGACUUCCUGGUUUUGUUAAUGGUGACAAUUCUCCUGAAUUGUUGCUACAUGUUGCAGAAUAUAGAUUUUUAUCUUCAGUGUACCUAUUUUCUUUUUUUCUCUCGGUGCCACAGCUUAACUUUGGUCGUCUUUAAAAUUAACUACAGUAACGUGACUGGCCUCUCUACCUCCUGUAAUUCAGUGGUUCUCAAACUUGGCUGCACAUUAAAAAUACCGGGAGUGCUUUCAAAAUCUUGAUGCCCAGGCCAGACCCCACCCCAGCCAACAUAAUCAGAAUCUUUGGGAGCAGAUCCAGGCAACCAUAAGCUUCCCGACUGACUCCAGCGUGCAGUCAACACAGCACUCCCUGCUCUGAUCCACUUGACAAGCUGCUGAGGUAGAACUCUGCUCAUAAUACCCUCUGCUCAGAUACCUCAGUAGCUUUCAAGUGUCACUCAGGUUAGCACUAAAAGUAGAAUGCCUAAUUCCCACCCUCAUCCUAGGCUACUGCUUCUCAAAAUGUCAGCAGAGACCAGCAGAAUCCAUAUCAUCUGGGAAUCUGUUAGAAAUGCAUGCUGAGGCCCCAGUCCUACUGAUCAAGGAAGGAGUGGCCCAACAGGCCUCUGGUGAUUCUGGUGCAAUCUAAAGUUUGAGAACUGUAAGAGAAGCCAACAAGGAGAUUUUAGGGAUGUAGUUUGUUCCUUUGCUCUUUCUCACUCAGUGUUGGACCCAAGAAUAGAAUAGAAAGAACACCAGAAUGAACAAGGAUCAACAGCUGCCUCUCCUGAGCAUGAGCUCAGUCCCUGGGCAUGGAAAAUGGAUGUCUCUCUUAGCUCUGCUUCUUUAAUUGCUACAAUUUAUUGCCCCCACCACCAUCUAAACAUUUAAUCACCUUUUUGUCUUUUCCUAUUGUUACAAACUUAGUGUUAGAACAUUUGAUUUUCACAAGAGCAAUAAAUAAAUAUUUUCUUU